This is a messenger RNA of Lasiosphaeria miniovina, 399 nucleotides long. RefSeq lists its product as uncharacterized. The record is from RefSeq and is a predicted model, not a curated record. NCBI's taxonomy places the organism in Eukaryota, Fungi, Ascomycota, Sordariomycetes, Sordariales, Lasiosphaeriaceae. Bases 1 to 399 code for a protein of 132 amino acids. The transcript has 2 exons.
AUGAGCGGAAGCGGCGGUUUCUAUAAGUAUCGGUGCAAAUACUUCCUUUCCAACAACUGCCAGAACUGGGUUUGGGUUAACUACGCAGCAUGCGCUACUUGCCUUGCCGAGGGUCGUGAGGGCGAGGAGCUCACCAAGCCUGGCGAGCAAGUCGAUACGGCGGCCCCUCAGUCCUGGAGACGGUCUCCGGACAUUCUCGUACCGCGGGCCCACAACGGGAGUCUGCAGUACGACUCGUUCGAAAUAGUCGGCCAUGGGGAGUCAGGAAACGACUGGACCCUGCGGCUCAAGGGAGGCCCCCAGCAGGUGCUCACCACGACCGCUAUGACGACCCACGACACGCCCCAGGGCAUCAUGGCACCCACUGGCGUCUUCAACUACUCUGGAUACUACGCCUAG